Molecule: messenger RNA, 534 nt
Organism: Echinostoma caproni
Lineage: Eukaryota; Metazoa; Platyhelminthes; Trematoda; Plagiorchiida; Echinostomatidae
Source: the annotation of a GenBank genome assembly
ACAGACCCGAAACGAUUGAAGAAAGAACUGCCUAAAGCGAUGAAACUGCUGCGAUCGGAAGAUCGUGUUCUGCUGGUCGGUUGCUCGUCUGCCCCCUUUGAGGCCGAGGUGAGGCCAUUUUGCAGUCUGUAUCAAAAAAUCAUACUGAUCCCCAGACCGGACUACACAUCACGCUACUUACUAUGGCGAGCCUUGAUUGUGCGGUAUAAUGGCUGUUUGAAUCCCAUCUUGGAUAUUACUUCAUUGAGCAAGAUAUCUGAUGGUUACACUGCCGGACAUAUUGCCCAAGCCUGUCGACAUGUGUUAACCGAUCGAAGAGUGGCGCAACUAAGCCGACGACGAUUGGUUGCCUCUGAAUUCAUCUCGCCGUUGGCUCAGAUUGAGCCAGUUUAUGCGGACGAAGAAGAGGCGUACAAGAUCUGGUAUCGUAAAACACCGCUGGGCAAACAGAAAGCGUUGGCCAUGGAAAUGGAGGCCGAGGCAGCUGCGAAUGCUGCAACUGGGAAGAAGGGUGGAGGCAAAGGAAAGAAGUAG